Truncatella angustata is the source of this 1321-nucleotide messenger RNA. RefSeq lists its product as uncharacterized. The record is from RefSeq and is a predicted model, not a curated record. The transcript has a single exon. NCBI's taxonomy places the organism in Eukaryota, Fungi, Ascomycota, Sordariomycetes, Amphisphaeriales, Sporocadaceae. The coding region runs from base 167 to 1321 and encodes 384 amino acids.
CUGAUCACAGGCCUAACGAAGCUUCAACUAUCUACUACAAUCAGGACAUUCGACUUGGUUAAAAUGACUCAUAAAUCAAUACAUACGACUAACCAUAUCAUCAAGUUCUCAAUAGCUCUGAGUGGGAUAGAGUCCCAGCGAAACUACAACGCCGAAGUGGUGGACUAUGACGGACAGAGCUACAGAGAUUGCUUUAUCAAAGGAGCAUAUGGAAUCAUACGCCAAUUUUUUCAUGGAACAUGUGCCAGAUGUUGCUGACAACUACGAACUGGCGAGUAAAGCUUUGGAGUUACUCGCAGUAGCUAGGAGACCUCUGAGUAUUCAAGAACUAGCGUGGGCAGUGGCGUUGAACGACGCGCCCUCUGCGUUACAUACUGUGUCGGCCCUGGGGGACAACUUCGUAGACACUGCGGAAGUCAUGCAAUUAAUCCAGCCCUUCAUAUUACCUGUCGAUCUCGAAAAACUACAGAAACAUCAAAUCAUGGUGCACCAAUCCGUCAAGGAACUUAUCCUUAUCAAAAGCCCUUUACGAUGGAACGACGCUAAUGGCUUGGUAAGGUUGCUGGUUGAUGAAGCUACAUUGAGCCAACGCCUCGAGACAUUGGAGGCGAACUUGUUGAAUUUAUGCGUCAGGUACCUUCUUUUGGACGAGAUAGGCGAAAACAGCCUCUUCUCGCCAGAGCAACUUGGUGCUGAGCUGCCUCAAAGCCAUGACCUUUUCGACGACAAUUUAGAUUCGUCAAGAUACGAUGCAACUUGCACAUGGGACGAGUGGGAGGAAGACAUGCUCUGCUACGAUCCUUCUGAGUGUGGUUUAGGUGGACUCUUCGCAUAUGCCUCUGUAUAUUGGGUAGACCACUUCUCUGUCGCCACGGCCCGAUCCAUGCCCGACAUACGGAUAAUAGAAAAGCUCUGCCAGAGAGGUUCGAAGCGGCUAGACAAUUGGUUAAAGCAGAAUUGCCGCCCCAAUUGCACUUUCAAGCCACGAUGGGAUGCCGAUUCUGAACUAUUCGACCCUCUAGGUGUGACUGCCUUAUACGGAUCAAGGGCUAUGCUAGACAACAUGCUCAUAACUUCUCAAUUCGAAAAGGAGGCGUACUUAGACAAUUCGGGUUUACAGGCGGCGCAUCACAUUGUUGUUAACCACCACUCGGCGGACCUUUUUAGGGUGCGAAUGCUCUUUUAUGCAGACAAACUUGGCUCCCAGCUACGAACAUCGGAGUUCUGCCGAACGGUGAUGAGGCAUUGGAGGACAGGAAAUCGGAACAGACCAGGAUGGCAUGAUGUCAUGGAGCUUUUCAUAAAGUGGUCGCUCUCCUGA